AUGCGUCUCGAUAUUGAUAAGCCAAUCGGCGAGGGAUUUGAUAGUCCAGAAGACCUCCGGGCAGCCAUUGCUGAGAUCUCAAAGCACACAGAGAGCCGAGGCGAGCAGCUGAAUUGGGCGAACCAUCUUAAAUUCUUGACUGCAGACCUCUCUGCCGAAAAGUCUGCCGAGGAAUCGGGGUCUGAUAGUACUGAAGAUGCAGACGAAGAUGCAGACGAGGACAAUGCAGAGCACAGCGAUGCCGGUAGUGUCGCUCCUUCUGAGGACGACGAGGACGACGAGGACGACUGCAGCUGCAACGACGCCGACAUCCGCAACUUCUCCCAUAACGACAGGCAGCUGCGUCUGACCACUAAAUCUGAAACACCAGACUGCUGUCACUACAUCGCCGUCUCCUACUGCUGGACAAGCACAGGUCAAGCUCCAUACAUGGGAGAGCCUUUCACACUCCAAACAAGCAGCAAUGAACCUCGGCCGACAUCAUGUCCUUCCUCUUUACUCGACCGCGUCAUCCAGUUCGCAAGUUGGAAGCAGGUAUCUCUCAUCUGGAUUGAUCAAGAAUGCAUCGACCAGUCCGACCCACAAGACAAGAAUGUCGGGAUUCAAAGCAUGGACCUUGUAUACCAGCAAGCAAGCUAUUGCCUAGCGGUGCUUGAGGCAACUAUUACAGAACAGCGACAUCUCACAGCCUUGAGUGAGCUACUUGAAAACAAUGUCGAGAUGGACGACCUCGAUAUGAUACGAGAUGUCUGCGAAGCACUGCGAAUCGUAAUGUCAGACCAGUGGUUCGAGCGAGCCUGGUGUCUGCAAGAGAGUGUCUCCGGCAAUCGACAAAUGACACUUUUAGUCAGAUGCAGUGAAGAUCUGGAAGUCCCAGGUCUGCUUGGAAGUGCCGUGACGGGAUGCUUCGAAAUGGAGCUUUCCGAGCUGCAUCACACCAUCGUUUCGUCUCUGGGUCUUCAUUUGGACCAAGUAGCAGAGUUACUUGAGCCUGCCAUUUUGAAGAGACAUCAACAGGUCAUCAACGACUGGUAUGAGAAUAUGGCGCCGGAUGUGAGCGGCGAUUUUGACAUAGACUUCCGCACUGUCUGCAACGCUGCACAAGCCUUGAACUAUCUAUCCCGAAGACAAAAUUCUGUCGUGGCAGACAGACUUGCCAUAUUGGCGAACAUGUGCAGAUAUGAGAUCAGACUCGACAUACAAGCUGUAGAUGCCCUCGGCUUCGGCUUCAGCAUUUGUGCCUAUAUCAUGGCAGUCUUGAAUGGCGACUUCUCCAUCGAUGCGGCAUACAGCGAUUGGAAAAUGACCGGGAGGACUGGACGUCAAGACUAUCUCGUAUCAGGGCCACCAGACAGACAAUCUGCUAUCCACAGCCCGAGACCGUAUUCGUGGUUCAUUGCUGAAGACGCCACACUCAAUAAACUUCCCUACUUCGACCACGAUGCCAACCCCCUUCGCAUCGCCGUUCUCCCAGGGCCCUUGAUGAGCGGUCUUGGCGUACACGGCUGCAUUUGGCUCGCAGACCACUCUCUCGAUCUGUCCAGCCUAGUCUCAACCUUUAGGUCACUCCAAGCAACCGAAAUACUCAUCGCCCUCCAAUCGCCCUCAUGGGAAGACUCCGUCAGCACAACCUGGGAACCGAAAUAUUUCUCCCUCGAAGACGCCAGAGCACAAUUCCUCAUUUCCCUCCUCUGCCAUCUCUACAAACACAAAUACUUCGCUCUGCACAACCACAUCUGGACCUCCCAUAAACGUCGCCCUACAACAUCUCAACUCCAAACCCCCGAAAUCGCAAGCUGGGCCGCAGCAUCUUUCGAAGAAAUCGUCAACAUCGAAACCGAAACUAUCAAAUUACCACAUCCGUUUCCAAGCUUCAAAACGACCAAACCGCGCUACCAAGCCAAACAUCCUUUUGUGUCGUUGAACACACGAGUAACGAAACAUUUGAUCCAGACUAUACUAUCCACAAGCUCUCUCAUCGUUGCACGACCUCGUAAUUCUUCCCCAGAUUCCAAGGAAUCAUACGCUGCGUUCUUCGACAAACAUGUCAAACUGGGCGAUAUAAUAUUUACGCCGAGGAGCAAUGGUACAUUGGGUGUUGUGCCGGGAUAUUCAUGGUAUCCCCAUGUUUGGCUUUUAGACAAAUUGCGGACUGAUAAUGAGGGUGGACAUUGCGUGACAGCGACCUCACGUGGUUUCGUGCGUGGGUCAUGGAUAGGAAAUGAUGAGUUUGAGGAGACACUGUUACUGAAGUAG
Cercospora beticola is the source of this 2256-nucleotide messenger RNA. RefSeq lists its product as uncharacterized. The record is from RefSeq and is a predicted model, not a curated record. Lineage: Eukaryota; Fungi; Ascomycota; Dothideomycetes; Mycosphaerellales; Mycosphaerellaceae.